AUGGCAGAGAAUUACGAUUUAGAGCAACAAGUAACCAAGGCACUGAAAACCAACUUUAAUGUGGAAAAAAUUGUGAUUGAUAAGAGUAAUGAUGAGGGAGAUCCCCUUACAACAACCAUUGAACAACCGCCAACCAGUGAUUCCUCAUUAAAAGCAACAAAUUGGGUUGAUAAAAUCGGACUUAAAAUAAAUGCUGAAAUCAGAGGUAUCGAAAGAGUUCCUGAAUCUGAACGUCAUGACAAUUCAUUAUUAUCCCCCUUCUUAGUGUUUUUAUCACCAAAUAUGGUCAUUAGUGGGUUGUCAAUUGGAUCAUUAGGGCCAGUAGCAUAUAAUUUAGAUAUGAGGACAAGCAUUGUUAUAAUCACAAUAUUUUGUUUCCUUGGAAGUAUUCCUGUUGGGUUUUUCAGUGCCUUUGGUAUGCGUUUUGGUAUCCGUCAACAAAUAUUAUCAAGAUACUUUACUGGCAAUAUCAUGGGAAGAAUUUUCGCUUUGUUUAAUGUCAUCUCUUGUAUUGGUUGGAAUGCGGUUAAUGUAAUUCCUUGUGCUGAGCUAUUAAACUCUGUUGGUCCAUUACCUCCUUGGGCUGGCUGUUUGAUCUUGGUUGGUUGUACAUGUAUCUUUGCGGUGUUUGGUUAUAAAACUGUUCAUUUGUAUGAAAAAUAUUCUUGGAUACCUAAUUUUAUUGUGUUUAUGAUCAUUAUUGCCAAAUUCUCUCAAACUCAUGCAUUUAAUUGGGGUGAAAGAAAAUCUGGUCCAACUGAAGCUGGUAAUGUGUUGAGUUUUAUAUCUGCUAUAUUUGGUUUUACUGUGGGAUGGAUUCCCCUGCUGGCUGAUUAUACUGUUUAUAUGCCUGCAAAUACUAAUCCUUGGAAAGUUGCCUUUGCCAUGACCACUGGAUUAUCAUUACCAGCAAUGUUUACAGCACUUUUGGGAGCAGCAAUAGGAACAAGUGUGAACUUAAAUGGAUCAAGAUUUGAACAAGCAUACAAUAAAAAUUCAACUGGAGGAUUGGUUUAUGAAAUAUUAUGUGGUGACAAUAAUAAUAAAGGUUAUCGAUUUAUUGUUGUUGUGUUUGCUCUUGGUGCUAUAGCCAAUGGUAUCCCUGGAUCUUAUUCUUUGUCUCUUGCCAUCCAAUGUAUAUGGAGUCAAUUUGCUCGAGUACCAAGAAUCGCUUGGUGUAUUUUGGGAAAUUUGGUAGCAUUGGCAUUUUCUAUCCUGGCAUAUUAUAAAUUCCAAGAUACCAUGUCGAAUUUUUUGUCAAUUAUUGCCUAUAACGUAUCGAUUUAUUUGAGUAUAUCCUUGACGGAACAUUUUAUUUAUCGUAGAGGAUUUUCUGGGUAUGAUGUUACUGAUUUUAAUAAUUAUAAAACCAUGCCUGUUGGAAUAGCUGGAGUUGUGGCAUUUUGUUUUGGGAUUUGUUCUACAGUGCUUUCAAUGAACCAAACUUGGUACCAAGGAGUCAUCGCAAGAAAGAUUGGUGACAAUGGUGGUGAUAUUUCGUUUGAAAUGAAUAUUAUGUUUGCCUUUAUUGGUUACAACUUGGUUAGACCAUUUGAAUUAAAAUACUUUGGGAGAUAA
This is a messenger RNA of Candida dubliniensis CD36, 1578 nucleotides long. RefSeq names its product Fcy2p (gene FCY2). NCBI's taxonomy places the organism in Eukaryota, Fungi, Ascomycota, Pichiomycetes, Serinales, Debaryomycetaceae. The record is from RefSeq and is a predicted model, not a curated record. Bases 1 to 1578 code for a protein of 525 amino acids. The transcript has a single exon. Gene Ontology annotation, molecular function: nucleobase transmembrane transporter activity. Gene Ontology annotation, cellular component: fungal-type vacuole membrane; plasma membrane. Gene Ontology annotation, biological process: transmembrane transport; cytosine transport.